UAGAGCAAUGUCUACCUUUCUUAACUAUCUCUUUACUACUAGCUCUGGGAAAUUCAAAUUUCUUAAUAGAUUCGUUAUUUUUACGACAAAGUAUUUUGAUCCUUUAUCAAAAUGGAAUGUGAAUUAAGUAUAGAGAACAUGCUUGAAAGUCAAUGUGAAAUACUUGAUCGGCUUCAAAUGGAAACAACAUUUAUAAAGAGUAGAAACAAUUUAAAGGAGAUUCUCAUGUUUAUUCGAGAUUCUAUUCUUAAUAUUUCAAGCGGAGUUUGUAUUUUAAGAAAGUAUUUAGACCGAUUAAAGGAAAACAAUAAUUCUUCUCAGAAGAUGUUAUUAUUGUAUCAACAUUUGAAUGAAAAAAUAUUAGACAUGUAUAAAAAUAUCCCAGAAGAAUUGCUAACAGCAUAUGCAAAUAAUAACAAGAGCGAGUCAAUGCAAUCUAUUUCUAACGUAUGUUCUGUCACUAACUCUUCACAUAUACCAAUUGCUGAUAAAGACAAGCAGAAAAAUGUAGCUGUUAAUGAUAUGGCAGAUGUUCAAGCAUCUACUAUUAAGGAUUGUAAAAAGGCACUUUUUAAUGAACCAGAAUAUCCAAAAAUAUCUUUGAUGAAAGAGGAAGAGUUCGAUCAACUACCCAAAUAUAUGAUUGGAAGGCAAUCUUUGCAAAUGAUUAAUGGUUUAAUUAAUUCUAUCAAUCUAGUAUUAAAAGCAAAAUAUUCUUUGUUGUCUGCUGGAAAGGUAGUCGCUAGAAAAAAAGGCGAUCUUGAUCUGUAUUUAUAUUAUAAAAAACAAGAUAUUAUCUGCGAAGGCAAUGAAUGUAAAUAUUUCUUCACUGCAGAAGAUUAUGAAAGAUAUGUGAAAGUUAAAUUAGAUAGGUUAGCAUUAAAGCUGAUGAUGGCAUUGCGCCAUUGUAAACGAAUACGUGAAUACAGAUUGAAAAAGGAGUUGUAUUAUAUUGUCUUGAAUUAACAUUUUCAUUUUCACUGUUA
Molecule: messenger RNA, 986 nt
Organism: Vespula pensylvanica (western yellowjacket)
Lineage: Eukaryota; Metazoa; Arthropoda; Insecta; Hymenoptera; Vespidae
Exons: 4
Coding region: 112-966 (284 amino acids)
Biological process (GO): chromosome segregation; cell division; mitotic cell cycle
Cellular component (GO): outer kinetochore; mitotic spindle; spindle microtubule
Molecular function (GO): microtubule binding
Source: RefSeq, a predicted model, not a curated record